This is a messenger RNA of Stegastes partitus (bicolor damselfish), 2451 nucleotides long. RefSeq names its product tubulin tyrosine ligase-like family, member 3 (gene ttll3). Gene Ontology annotation, biological process: protein polyglycylation; cilium movement; cilium assembly. The transcript has 12 exons. Lineage: Eukaryota; Metazoa; Chordata; Actinopteri; Pomacentridae. The coding region runs from base 1 to 2451 and encodes 816 amino acids. Gene Ontology annotation, molecular function: protein-glycine ligase activity, initiating. The record is from RefSeq and is a predicted model, not a curated record. Gene Ontology annotation, cellular component: axoneme; microtubule cytoskeleton.
AUGGCGGAGGGGAGGUUACGUCGCAGUGUGCCAAGUCUGCCAGCAAUCAAGCCAGACAGGCUGAAAACAGCUAAAGCACUGGUGGAGAAGGCACUAAAGUUGAGGAAAGUGUUUUCAGUGCAGGGACCGUAUCCUGUGAUUCGUGCUGCCUUAUGGGCCAGAGGAUGGGUGGAACGUCGUUUUCCCCAUCCGGUCCAGAGAACACCUCAUUGUCAUGGCGAUGAGGAGGAUGAUGGGGAUGAUGGGGAUGACAGUGCUGAUCUUACUACGGGUGAAGGCGAGAAAGAGGAGAACCUCAAUGACAUGUAUGACCUCAUGUCUCGCAUGGUUCGAAAUGAAACAACAUAUUUCUACUGGACGACUCGGCGGGAUUACGUAGACUGUCGCUCAUUACGGAAUGACCAAAUGACCAACCACUAUGCAAAUGCUGCAACAUUCACCACCAAGGUGGGGCUUUGUGUUAAUCUGCGUAACCUCCAGUGGUUUGAUACAGCGGAUCCUGACACCUUUUUCCCAAGAUGCUACAGGCUUGGGGCAGAGGAUGAAAAGCAUGCAUUCAUAGAGGAUUUCAGAAGGACAGCAUGCACCAGCCUGCUGCAGUAUGUGGUUGAGACAAGUCGAUGGAGAAGAGACAAAUCAGAGAGUGAAGAACAAAAUGCCAAGAACAGUGUCUCUGAAAAAUUGAAUUUGGAACAUCGAUUUGUUGGUCCAGAAAUGAUUGACACGGCUCUUCACGUGUGUCAAGACUUCCUCAUUGCUUUAAAGCACGGUGACAUUGACGUGACUGCAGAAACACCUCCCUCAGUAGAGGAACAGCAGUGGGCAGAGUUUCUGCAAGACUACUACAUGGUUGUGCACAAAGGUGCAUUGAUCAGGGGCAGCAGUGUGUUUGUGGAGCACUGCCAGGCCAUGUUAAACAGACUGAAGGAGGUUUGCCCUCAGCUGGACACUGAUGGACUAAAUAACAUCUGGAUCAUCAAACCAGGUGCCAAGUCAAGAGGAAGAGGCAUCAUGUGUAUGAAUCGCCUGGAUGAGAUUCUGGCCCUCGUGGACACUGACAGAGCGCUGAUGAAGGACAGUAAAUGGGUUGUUCAGAAAUACUUGGAACGUCCACUGUUGGUCCACGGAACCAAGUUUGACCUCCGCCAGUGGUUCCUUGUUACUGACUGGAACCCUCUGACUGUGUGGUUCUACAAAGAGUGCUACCUGCGGUUUUCCACUCAACCCUACUCAACAAAAACUCUGGACAGCUCAGUCCACCUGUGCAACAACUCCAUCCAGAAGCACUUUCAGCCAUCUCAUGCCCGCCAUCCAGGAGUGCCUGAGGACAAUAUGUGGUCCUGUUCUCAGUUUCGCUCCUACCUGCAGCGACAGGGCCGUGGGGCAGAGUGGGAGUCGGUGGUGGUCCCAGGCAUGCAGCAAGCAGUGGUUCAUGCCCUACAGACGACUCAGGACCUGGUUGAGCCCCGCAAGGCAAGCUUUGAGCUUUAUGGAGCUGACUUUAUGUUGGGCAGAGAUCUGAGGCCUUGGCUUCUGGAGAUUAACGCCAGCCCAACUAUGGCCUGUUCCUCCUCUGUGACUGCUCGGCUCUGCCCUGCUGUGCAGGUGGACACACUGAGGGUUGUGUUAGACCGACGGACCGAUCCUAAUGCUUACACUGGAGGCUUCCAUCUCAUCUACAAACAGGCUGCAGUUGAGGUUCCGCAGUAUGUGGGAGUGAACCUGCUGGUGGAAGGAGCCUCCAUAAGACGGUCCAGACCUUUGCUUAAUAGACAGACUGUUGCUUCUGACACACCUCUCAUUGACCUGUUCCCUUCAGACCAGCCAUCUACAGAGGAGACAAAACAUAAACCUUUGGGUCAGAAGCCACACACAGUUGCUGCUUUUUGCCGUUCAGGCAAAGAGAACCAAGAGACAAAACGGCAGCUGACAUCUACAUGUCCAAAGAGGGAGUGUGAGAUGAGAGCAGCAGUUCAGAACACCUCCUGUGUUCGCAGGUCCAGCCGCAGUCUGGCUUGUGAACAGUCUUUGGUGGUUCACAGUGAACCUCAGAGGAAAGCGAGGCGAUUGGGUUUGAGUUUUCGUGCCAAUGGGACAACCCUGGUGCCAAGGAGUCUUUCCUUUUCCCUCAGCCCUCCUCACAGCAAGUCAGAGGGCAAACCUCAGUUUACUGCUGGUUCCGGAUCACGCAUUUCCAGAUCCUUCCUUCCUCAAACAACUUUUGCACCCAGACACAGGAUUUCUAAACAGGCCUUUCCUUCAUUCCAGGGUCCCCUUCCCAGCCUGGAGGUCCUUCAUCUGCGACCCAAUAUUGUGGCCGGAACAACUGUCUGUCGCAAGUCUGCCUUUUCAGCUCAUCCCAGCGACCACAAGCAUCAGUUGUUUCUCCACUCUCAAAGACAAAGCACGGCCCGACAUAAAGGAGAGAACACAGGAGAACAUAAAUACUAG